CUUUAAGCUCUGUGGAGCCAGUUUUACGGCAUAGGGAGAAUUUUGUCUGCAAUUGGGUAUGGCUGGAAACUCCCCAGGGGUAGGAGGAGCUCCAGAGAUAAACCAGGGAGGGAAGGCGCCUGCGUUCAGCAGAGGCUAAGCUCAGAAGCUUAAUAUUUUCCAGGGAUCCAGAAGCUCAGCAGCAUGUCAGGGAAGCCCAGGCUCACCUACAUUAAUGGAAGGGGACGAAUGGAGCCGAUCCGAUGGCUGCUGGCAGCAGCCGGCGUGGAGUUUGAAGAAAACUUUGUGGAAACAAAAGAACAGUUAGAAAAGUUAAUCAAAGGUGGAGACCUGCUGUUCCAGCAAGUGCCCAUGGUGGAGAUUGAUGGGAUGAAGAUGGUGCAGACCAGAGCCAUCCUCUGCUACAUAGCGGGGAAAUACAACCUCUAUGGGAAGGACCUGAAGGAGAGAGCCCUGAUCGACAUGUAUGUGGAAGGAAUAACAGAUCUGAUGCAAAUGAUUAUGAUGUUUCCUUUCGCUCCAGCUGAGGCAAAGCCAAAAAAUCUUGCCUCAAUUGAAGAGAAGGCAACAAAGAGAUACUUCCCAGUCUUUGAAAAGAUUUUGAAACAACACGGCCAAGACUUUCUUGUGGGGAACCGACUCAGCUGGGCAGAUGUUCAGCUAUUGGAAGCCAUUUUAGCAGUGGAGGAGAAAGUACCUGCUGUGCUUUCUGGGUUUCCUCAGCUGCAGGCCUUUAAAACAAAAAUGAGCAACGUGCCUACAAUUAAGAAGUUCCUGCAGCCUGGCAGCGCAAGGAAGCCCCCACCAGAUGAGAAUUAUGUGGCACUUGUGAUGUCGAUUUUUAAUCUAAGCUGAAUGCCUUGUUGCUUUUCCUGGUAUUUCGGGCCUCGCUGAAGGUAACAACAACAAAAAUCGAAACCCUUAAAGGAAAUAGAAAGCUCAGUAAAAUAGUAUUGUACUUACUACCAAUGGUAAAAAUAAAUAAAUAAAACCUGACAUUCUUAUUACUCUGACA
Messenger RNA from Anas platyrhynchos (mallard), 1015 nucleotides. RefSeq names its product glutathione S-transferase. Gene Ontology annotation, molecular function: glutathione transferase activity. The record is from RefSeq and is a predicted model, not a curated record. NCBI's taxonomy places the organism in Eukaryota, Metazoa, Chordata, Aves, Anseriformes, Anatidae. Gene Ontology annotation, biological process: glutathione metabolic process; xenobiotic metabolic process.